CGUGUACCACGAGGAUGAGGCUGACGGCAGCGUUACGUUUGAUUCCUGAAAGGUGAUUGGCUAAGAGGUAACGUACGGCGUCAACCCGUAACAAAGAUGGCAGUAGGCGUUUUCCUGGUUUAAGAAAAGGCUGCUGUUCGUUGUCGUGACGGAGUGUGGCGCACUAGGAAAGGUUUCCAGGCAGAAGAGAAGGGGCGAGGAGGCCGGUGCCGUGGGAUGUCCGUCUUCCACGACGAAAUCGAGAUCGAGGACUUCGAGUACGAUGAAGAGACGGAGACCUACAGCUACCCCUGUCCCUGCGGGGACCGCUUCCUCGUCACGCGGGAAGAUCUUGAGAAUGGUGAAGAUGUGGCCACAUGUCCAAGUUGUUCGCUCAUAGUAAAAGUAAUCUAUGACAAGGAACAGUUCAUGUGUGGUGAAGAAAUCGCAGCACCCACAACAAACAAGGAGCUGGUUAAAUGCUGAUGGUCAUUUGAUAAACUUGGGUCUUCUUGCAAAAUGUGGCAAUAUUUAAACACAAGACUCAAGGACACUUAUUUGGAUGAGUCUGUUCUUACAGUAGUUGAAUUGCUUUUCAAUAAUUUCCUCUGCUCCCAUCAGAGAACUGAUGUGCCAAAGCCCAAGAAUCUUCUAAUAUUAAAGUUACAGCGUAAUAUUUCAAGUGUCAGAUUGAAAACAGAUACAAGCAUGUCAUGAAUAUUUUUCCAAAUGGAGCAUUCCUUGCAAAUCAUCACUGUUUAAAGACUCUUAGAUUUCACCUGGAAAUGUGCAGAAUAUGAACUAUGAGGUCUUAUAAUAAGACCAAGAAGAUUAUAUUCCAUACUGAUGUGCCGUAUUGUUGGUAUUGUAUUUACUGUAUUUCAUCGCAUAAUAGCAGCCAUUGUAUAAUAGUAACACACUCCCCUUUUUUUGAAGGGGAAGAAAGGGGGAAAAGUGUGACUUAUGCGAUGAAAUACAGGUAUAUUGAUUCACUUAUCCAUCUUUCUUGCACAGUGCCAACUUGUGUUGCCUAGGCAAUUCCAGUAGCUUAUUUUGACAUUGUAUAAUUUUAUUAUUUUGACAUUUGUGUUGUUGGGCUGUUGUGAGAAAAGGAAAGCUGAUGUAAUAUUUUCAAUAUGUCCGAUCUGGAUGGACUCUGAGGUUCAGAGGAAUUCAUUCCAGUGAGACUUUUCAGGAUGAAUGUUUGUACAGUCUCAUCUGCAUUAAUGUUUGUAUUAGAACUUUCACUCCAGUCUAUUUUUAGGAGUGCUAUAAUUUCACCCAGACAUCAUGUUCUCAAAUUAUUUAAUUGGCUACUCAGGUUUCAGUAUUUGACUUUUUAUGCACUAGUCAAUUCAACUCCAAUCAUUCAGACUUACAAUCAGAUUUUUAAUUUUCUAGACUUGGAAUUCAUGAAGAAAUGUAAACCUAUUUCAUUUUCAGGGAUCUUCCCUAUUAACUAGUAUUUAACACCAAUUGGUCGGCUUAAUUUGCUCUUGGACAGAAUGACAGCAUACGUUUACAUGAUUUUUGAGAUCUAGUACUGACCAACAGUUUAUUGUCAUUGAAAUGAUUAUUUUUUGUUUAAAUCCAUUUUUAAACAGUUAUUGGCCAACAAGAUGGCACCAAAAUAUGGGGUUCAUAUCGAUAUGUGUAGAACACUUGGAUUGCAACUAUUUAUUUUGCCUUUUAAAUUAAAAUGUGCAUUUUAAAACUCU
Messenger RNA from Anolis carolinensis (green anole), 1697 nucleotides. RefSeq names its product diphthamide biosynthesis 3 (gene dph3). The transcript is spliced from 3 exons. Lineage: Eukaryota; Metazoa; Chordata; Lepidosauria; Squamata; Anolidae. The record is from RefSeq and is a predicted model, not a curated record. The coding region runs from base 217 to 465 and encodes 82 amino acids.